This is a messenger RNA of Lotus japonicus, 3736 nucleotides long. Its product is annotated as DNA polymerase delta catalytic subunit. The record is from RefSeq and is a predicted model, not a curated record. The coding region runs from base 75 to 3347 and encodes 1090 amino acids. Gene Ontology annotation, biological process: base-excision repair, gap-filling; nucleotide-excision repair, DNA gap filling; DNA-templated DNA replication. Gene Ontology annotation, cellular component: delta DNA polymerase complex. Gene Ontology annotation, molecular function: 3'-5'-DNA exonuclease activity; nucleotide binding; DNA-directed DNA polymerase activity. The transcript is spliced from 30 exons. NCBI's taxonomy places the organism in Eukaryota, Viridiplantae, Streptophyta, Magnoliopsida, Fabales, Fabaceae.
UCAUAAUCUCAUCACACUUCCCACAGUUCCACUUUCUCAUCCUCUCUCUAACUCACUUCCAUUCCCACUCUCCGAUGAGCAACAACGCCUCCAAGAAACGCCCUACGCCGGCGACGGCGCCACCGUCCCAACCCCCGCCUACAAGGCGGGCCUUCUCUCAGGAAGACGAGUUCGUCGACGAAGACGUGUUCCUGAACGAAACCCUAUUUUCCGAAGACGAAGAGUCCCUCAUCCUCCGUGACAUCGAGCAGCGCCAGGCCCUCGCCGCUCGUCUCUCCAAAUGGACCCGUCCUCCUCUCUCACCGGACUACAUCUCGCAAUCUCGUAGCGUCCUUUUCCAGCAAUUGGAGAUUGAUUAUGUGAUUGGAGAGACUCAUAGAGAAUUGUUGCCGAACUCGUCUGGACCUGCUGCCAUUAUUAGAAUAUUUGGAGUUACAAAGGAAGGACACAGUGUUUGCUGUAAUGUUCAUGGGUUUGAGCCAUAUUUUUACAUAAGCUGCCCUCCUGGAAUGCGUCCAGAUGAUAUCUCCCGUCUUCAUCAAAAUCUUGAGGCAAGGAUGAGAGAAGCCAAUAGAAAUAAUAAUGUGGGAAAAUUCGUUCGCCGUAUCGAAAUGGUCCAGAGAAGGAGUAUUAUGUACUAUCAACAGUUGGAUUGCCAACCCUUUCUCAAAAUUGUUGUUGCACUCCCUACAAUGGUGGCCAGCUGCCGUGGUAUUCUUGAUAGAGGUAUUCAGCUUGAUGGUCUGGGCAUGAAAAGCUUCAUGACUUAUGAAAGCAAUGUACUCUUUGCCCUUCGUUUCAUGAUUGAUUGCAACGUAGUUGGUGGAAAUUGGAUUGAAAUUCCUGCUGGAAAAUAUAAGAAGGCAAAGAAAGCCUUGUCUCACUGCCAAUUAGAGUUUGAUUGCUUGUUUUCCGAAUUGAUCAGUCAUGCUCCAGAAGGUGAAUAUUCAAAGAUGGCUCCAUUUCGUAUUUUGAGUUUUGAUAUUGAGUGUGCUGGUCGUAAAGGUCAUUUUCCCGAGCCUACCCAUGAUCCUGUUAUCCAGAUAGCUAAUCUGGUUACUUUACAAGGAGAAGACCAACCUUUUAUUCGUAAUGUUAUGACCCUUAAGUCAUGUUCUCCUAUUGUCGGUGUUGAUGUGAUGUCAUUUGAUACUGAAAGUGAAGUCCUGUUAGCUUGGAGGGAUUUUAUCCGUGAAGUGGAUCCUGAUAUUAUUAUUGGAUAUAACAUAUGCAAAUUUGACUUGCCAUAUCUUAUUGAGAGAGCUGCCACCUUGAAAAUAGCAGAAUUCCCAAUUUUGGGCCGUAUCAGGAACAGUAGAGUUCGAGUAAAAGAUACAACUUUCUCAUCAAGGCAGUUAGGGACCAGGGAAAGUAAAGAAGUAACAGUUGAAGGGAGAGUGCAGUUUGAUUUGCUCCAGGUUAUGCAAAGAGACUAUAAAUUAAGUUCUUAUUCAUUGAAUUCUGUCUCGGCUCACUUCCUUUCUGAGCAGAAAGAAGAUGUUCAUCAUUCAAUUAUAUCUGAUCUUCAAAAUGGAAAUGCAGAAACUAGGAGGCGCCUCGCUGUGUAUUGUUUGAAGGAUGCAUAUCUACCCCAGAGACUUUUGGAUAAGUUGAUGUUCAUUUACAAUUAUGUUGAGAUGGCUCGAGUUACUGGUGUACCAAUUUCUUUUCUACUUUCUAGGGGCCAAAGUAUUAAGGUACUUUCUCAACUUCUUAGGAAGGCAAAACAGAGAAAUAUGGUGAUUCCUAACGUCAAACAGGCAGGGUCAGGGUCAGAACAAGGAACAUUUGAAGGUGCCACUGUAUUGGAGCCACAGGCUGGAUUUUAUGAAAAGCCAAUUGCUACUUUAGAUUUUGCAUCCUUGUAUCCGUCCAUUAUGAUGGCCUACAACUUAUGUUAUUGCACUCUGGUGACCCCGGAAGAUGCUCGAAAGCUCAACAUUCCUCCUGAGUCAGUGAACAAAACUCCAUCUGGUGAAACAUUUGUUAAGUCAAAUUUACAAAAGGGCAUACUUCCUGAAAUACUCGAAGAGCUAUUAGCAGCCCGUAAAAGGGCAAAAGCAGACUUAAAGGAGGCAAAGGAUCCCCUUGAGAAGGCUGUGCUAGAUGGUAGACAGCUAGCCCUGAAGAUUAGUGCAAAUUCUGUAUAUGGGUUUACAGGAGCUACUAUUGGUCAGUUGCCAUGCUUAGAGAUAUCGUCAAGUGUAACUAGCUAUGGUCGGCAAAUGAUCGAGCACACUAAAAAACUUGUGGAAGAUAAAUUUACAAUGCUGAAUGGUUAUGGACACACUGCUGAGGUAAUAUAUGGAGACACAGAUUCAGUCAUGGUACAGUUUGGUGUUUCUUCUGUAGAAGAGGCUAUGAAAUUGGGGAGAGAAGCUGCUGAAUAUAUUAGUGGAACUUUCAUACAACCCAUCAAACUAGAAUUUGAGAAGGUUUACUUUCCAUAUCUCCUGAUUAGCAAGAAGAGAUAUGCUGGUUUGUUUUGGACAAAACCGGACAAAUUUGACAAAAUGGACGCUAAAGGUAUUGAAACAGUUCGAAGAGACAAUUGCUUAUUGGUCAAGAACCUGGUUAACGAUUGCCUUCACAAAAUACUCAUUGACAGGGAUAUUCCUGGGGCAGUCCAGUAUGUCAAGAAUGCGAUUUCAGAUCUUCUCAUGAACCGUAUGGAUUUAUCACUUCUGGUUAUUACAAAGGGUUUGACAAAGACUGGUGAUGAUUAUGAAGUGAAGGCAGCUCAUGUUGAACUUGCUGAAAGGAUGCGCAAGAGAGAUGCCGCAACUGCUCCAAAUGUUGGAGAUAGGGUACCUUAUGUUAUUAUUAAAGCUGCAAAAGGUGCUAAGAACUAUGAGAAAUCAGAAGAUCCCAUCUUUGUCCUAGAGAACAACAUUCCAAUAGAUCCUCAUUACUAUCUUGAGAAUCAAAUUAGCAAGCCAAUUCUGAGAAUAUUUGAGCCAAUUCUGAAGAAUGCUAGCAAUGAACUUCUCCAUGGAAGCCACACAAGAUCUAUUUCUAUUUCUACUCCGACAAACGGUGGUAUAAUGAAAUUUGCUAAGAAACAACUUACUUGCAUUGGUUGCAAAGCUUUACUUAGCAAUGGAAACCACACUCUCUGCUCACAUUGCAAAGGAAGGGAACCUGAACUAUACUGUAAAACAGUAGCUCAAGUGUCUGACCUAGAGAUGCUUUUUGGGAGGUUGUGGACACAAUGUCAGGAGUGCCAAGGUUCACUUCAUCAAGAUGUUCUAUGCACAAGUCGGGAUUGUCCCAUUUUUUAUCGACGUAAAAAAGCGCAGAAAGAUAUGGCUGAAGCAAGGUUGCAAUUGGACAGAUGGAACUUCUAGAUUUUGUCACAGAUAUGGAACUUCUACAUUUUGGAGAGAAAGUACAUAUAGCAGAAGGUGUGUUUUCUGCAUAGGGUAGUUUAGUUAUGAUUUUGCUUGAUCAUGUAGUGCAGGAUGUGACCUCGUGAUUCUGGGAAGGCGACAGUAGCUACUAAUGUCACCACAAGAGUACUUACAUUUUGAUAAAUAGAAAGACUCUGUGAACUUAAGUGUGCUCUCUAAUGGAUAUUGACAUCAGAUUGGUUCUCAAAUUAUCUUUUUUAAUUAUUGGAUGAAAGUAAAUUUGUUCCUGUAAGCAGUAGUUACGAUUAUUUUGAUGUUAAAAAAUUGAUGAGGAUUUGGUUGAUGAAAAAAAAUGAAUAUCAAAAGAGUUAAUGGGGGUGCUUUUA